UCGAAAACACCAGAUUCGAUCAUCAUCUCGAGUAACAGAUCCACCCCUCAAUUAUUCAUUGAGGAAUAAUAUUUUAUUUAUCGAGAAAUAAUAUUUAGCGAGUAUUUCCGGUUCAACAAAUAACGAUAAUGGAUAGUUCUCAGGAAGUUAAUGACAAUCUCGUGGCGAUGUUGCCUGAUGAUUGCCUUCGUGAAAUAUUCAAGAAGCUUACAAUUCGAGACAAAUUAACUGUGGAAAAAGUUUGUAAGAGGUGGCGUAGAAUAAGUACCAAAGGCUGGCCAGAGCUGAAGGAGUGGCAUGUGAGCGAAUUUGGUGUUCAGAAUGAUGAACAUUCUACCCACGAUGACGAGAUAUUGACUCUCAGAGAGUGCUUCGUGGCUCUGCAGCGAUGCGGCCCUUAUCUGACGAAAGCAAGCUUCACAUUGGGCGCAAUCCUCGGGGAAAUUCCGAACAUGGUCAACAAUGCUUGUGAUCGUUUGGAGGAGAUCACGAUUUGGCUGCCAUCGAAGUCCCACGAGCCAGAGCUCAUAAAGGACUUUCUCAAGAAAAUGGACGACAUCUUCGAAGGACAGAGAACGAUCAAACAAGCUGUGAUAUAUGCCGAAAAACCGCACAGUAACGGAUUCAUUCAUCACAUCGUGAGGAAAUCUCCGGGGAAUCGGGAAAGAAAGAACUGUAGAUUUUCGAGACAAAGCAAGUCACUCAGUUCGAGAAUCAGGAGUAUCAUGGAUUUGAUAUCCUUUUCCAACAACUUCCAUCUCGAGUGAUCAAUGUCAGUGUCCUAAUUAUCCCAAUGAAUUAUAUUUGAACAAUGGAAAUUUCUUUAAGAGUAUUUUACGAGUUAAUUCAUUCUAUAUUGCUAUCUUUGGGGGAAUUCUUACCUUAUCACGCACGAAAAAAAUUAAUAGAAUAACCCGGCUAAUUCGCUAGGCCAGUGGAGUUCUAUUGAACUUUCCAUAAGUUUCUGGCCGAUUCGAUGUGGCCGGUAUGACAUGUUUUUUGAGAAUGUUUUGCAAGUUAAUUUACUCUAUAUUAUUAUCCUUCGGAUCAUUAAUUGUUACCCUAUGAUUACAGUGCAUUUUCGAAUGUACGUAUAUAUUAUAUUUUAAUUGUGAGAACAGAAUGGAUGAAUAAAUAAAAAUUUUCGCUUGGGUUUGGCACAUUCAAGCAAUCUGUUGGAAAAUCCAUACAGUCAUAAUUAAUUAGAUAAAUAAUUACAUAAAACAUUUAUAAAAACAUAAUUAAACUUAUGACGUAGACAGAGGCAGUUA
Molecule: messenger RNA, 1271 nt
Organism: Diachasma alloeum
Lineage: Eukaryota; Metazoa; Arthropoda; Insecta; Hymenoptera; Braconidae
Exons: 2
Coding region: 129-767 (212 amino acids)
Molecular function (GO): protein binding
Source: RefSeq, a predicted model, not a curated record